Molecule: messenger RNA, 1800 nt
Organism: Penicillium canescens
Lineage: Eukaryota; Fungi; Ascomycota; Eurotiomycetes; Eurotiales; Aspergillaceae
Product: fungal specific transcription factor domain-containing protein
Exons: 6
Coding region: 1-1800 (599 amino acids)
Source: RefSeq, a predicted model, not a curated record
AUGCCAAACGAUCCUUCACUUGAGCACAGAUGGCGAAAUCAAUCAGUGACGCAGGUCCGCUGCGAUAGGCGCGAUCCUUGUGGUAACUGCCAGGAUGCAGGCGUUUCAUGUUGUCGUCAGCGAGAGACGAAGCGUAGAAGCAAAAUUACUCGCCCCCAGGAGUAUCGAAUCAUCAACUCUCCUCACAGCCCCCGUCUUCAAAUCACUCCGGAAUAUGAAAUCGAUGCAAAGCUUGCAGAUAUAAACGAUUAUAGUUUGGCCGAACUUAUGCCAGAACACUUCAUUCCAAGCCAUGAUCUAGGCGAUUCCUAUGAGCCAUGGGCAAUAAUGUCAUAUGAUCCUGCUUAUGAUGCGCAAGUGACAGUUCAGCAUCAGCUGCAACAUCUACAGGGUCUUACUGGGGAUAGACGCCGGGUUCUCGAAUCGGCCUUGUCUGUCAUCGGGGUUUUGUCUGAUGAUUCAAGAGGUCUUGUAGAAGGUAAGCAGUUUAAUGAGCAGCUCGGGGAGUUACCUCGAGUUCCCUCUACCGAAUUGCUCACCUGGAUGUUGAAAGAUAUCCAAAGUGAAAGAUUUGGGUCAUUUAUUGCGGAUUACUUCCGACAUAUAUCAAAACCGACAUUGAAAGGAAUGUGCCUCUCACUCCUUCACAACAAAGCAUCACCAUGCGAGUCAAUGAUCUACACUGUCUGUGUCAAUGCCACUGCCUAUAGAUUUCUCAUAACUAUAAUCAACCUUGAAGACGAUCCUGAACUUGUCCUUGGGCUAAAGCAGAGUGCCACAGAGUAUCGACUAGCCGCCCAGGCGGCACUAAAGCAAAUACCACUUCCAACAACACCAUCCAUUGCGCUUCUACAAGCUUUCAUCUGUGGGGCCUUUCUUUACCAAGCGUGUGGCGACGUUGGUUUGAGCGGCAACCUCAUCAAAUCCGCUUGUAAAAUCUGCAUCGACUUGGAUCUUCACAACGCGGUUCUGCACGGAAACGCAACUGAGGAAGAGAUUUUCUGUUUUAUUCGCUGCUACACAUUGAACAGAAACUAUGCGUUCAAAUCGCAGAAAUCGUGGUGUCCUUUCGACGCUCAACUACCAUCCAACCUCUGCGACUUAUACCCUAUUCACCCUCCUAUAUCUGAAUUCUUACUCAUUCAUCUAGAUCUUGCCCACGUACAAGAUACAUUAUUAUCUUGUUACUUGAGCGGGUCACUAACUAAAAAAGGUGUGUUACCACUUCAUCAUACUGGAAACUACCUGUUACGGAAGAUGCAAUACAUUCAGGGAAGAAUGAACCAAGCGGAAAUCUCUACACUGAAGUUUGCCUACCAGUCAGUCAUGACCGCAAUUUUAUAUCUUCUUCAGACAGACAAACCUCAAGUAAUUAGCACAACAGAGAAUUACCUGCAAUCAGCUCGUCGAGAACUCUCGACACUGGUGUCCAUGUGCCAAUCAGCCGAGGAACAAUCCGCGGUCAACCUUUUGAAUCGGACUGUCUUGCUCUAUCCUGCGACGGCAUAUCUUGUUCUAUUCUGUAAUGUCAUUGCCACGUCGGACAUCGGUGAUUUUAGCCUCAUGAAGGCGAUGGUUGAUUGCCUAGCUCGAAGUGGGAUAAGCUAUCCUCUUGUGCAAUUGCGGACGCUCUUUCAGAGGAUUUUAAAUAUUUCCGAAGCAUUCUUUAUUGAAGAAGGUAGCCCCGUGCAGAGGACUCCUUUGGAGCCUCAGUCAUACAGUUCGUUGUCCUAUCCAGUGGGCAACCCAUUUUCAAUCUCUUGGAAUACAGAUGAAAUGCUUUUAACCAGUCAGUAUUGA